Oppia nitens is the source of this 1416-nucleotide messenger RNA. RefSeq lists its product as uncharacterized. The transcript is spliced from 6 exons. Gene Ontology annotation, cellular component: cytoplasmic microtubule; endoplasmic reticulum tubular network; endoplasmic reticulum membrane. Bases 293 to 1267 code for a protein of 324 amino acids. Gene Ontology annotation, biological process: endoplasmic reticulum tubular network organization. The record is from RefSeq and is a predicted model, not a curated record. Lineage: Eukaryota; Metazoa; Arthropoda; Arachnida; Sarcoptiformes; Oppiidae. Gene Ontology annotation, molecular function: microtubule binding.
UGUUUAAUACAUUAAUAUUCAAAUGACAGCUGACUUUGAGUCCAUUGAACAGUCAAUUGAAUGCAUAGUUUGACAACAAUUGUAAACAAAGACUGCAAUCAUAUGAAUGACACAAACGUUAAGUGCUUUGAAUGCGACGCUAACUAUGAGUUGAUCUCUUGAGUAUAAUUUAUGUCCAUUUGGUUGAAUCCAUCACCCAAUUGAUCCAUUGAUUGAUUUAUUGUUUUUAGUUAAUUUUAUUACUAAUUUCAUUUCAUUGAUUAUUUUAUUGCUGUCAUUGACCUCUUGACCAAUGAUUGGCCACUAUUUGUCGCGACUAACGAUAUUAUUCUUCGGCACUCUAUUUCCUGCUUAUUCUUCAUAUAAAGCCGUCAAGAAUAGGGAUAUCAAAGAAUACUCACGAUGGAUGAUGUAUUGGAUUGUUUUCGCAAUUUUCUCUUUUAUUGAAGUAUUCUCUGAUAUAUUCAUUGGUUUUUGGCUUCCUUUCUAUUAUGAGUUAAAAAUUGUGUUUAUCCUAUGGCUUAUGUCUCCUUAUGGUAACGGAUCCAAAAUACUAUACUUGCAUUUAGUUCAUCCACAGUUAACAACCCAUGAACAGACAAUAGAUUUGUAUAUUGAUUCUGCAAAACGAAUGGGCAUUACUUCCGUAUGGAAUUUGUGGACAAAAGUUACAGAAUUUGCCAACAGAUCUUUGAUAUACUUUUUUCAAAUUGCGCAAACAAUUGUUAUAAAUCAAAUACAACGAACCAAUACCAGUGCUGUCGACGGUCCGGCAAUUCAUUCCGUCCAAACUCAACAAUUGUUAAGUCAAUCCAAUUUCUUACCACAAUUUCUAUUUAUGAGAUCUCCAACUACCAAACCUAUUGAAACUCAGUCUGCAAACAAUAGUCCACAAUCAGACAAUACUAGUUCACAUGAAAGUAUGGCUCUUAAAUCAAAUGCAAUGUCUCAGAGAUGGUUCUCUGCCGAAGCUUUACAUUUAUUCGAUAUUAACGAAGACAUUAAACCAGUUCCCAAUUUGAUGUCACUACGAAUGCGUUCAGAAUCUGAAUCCAAUCUCGACGAUUGGGAACAAAUGGAUAUCACAGAAGUUGAUGGCAAACCACCCGUCCAGCCGUCAAAAGGUAGGAAAAAGGCUAAAACACCUAAGAAUACAACAAAUACAGAGAAACCGGUAAGAAGAACAACACGUGUAGCUGCUGUUAAGGCACGCGCCAAAUGCAAACAGGAUAACAACUUACCUGAAGAUAUCGAAGAAUUUGUUUGAAAUAUUAAUUUAACUUUUGAUGCAUUUUCGAGUCGUUUUUGUGCUUAUUUUAUAUACAAAUAUAUCAGAAUUUAUUCAUCUAUUCUUGUUAUAUAUCAGUAUAAAUCUGUGAUAUUAUUCACUAAUAAUUUCUGCAAUAAUUAAUUGCC